This is a messenger RNA of Ooceraea biroi (clonal raider ant), 1210 nucleotides long. RefSeq names its product barrier to autointegration factor (gene baf). Gene Ontology annotation, cellular component: mitochondrion; condensed chromosome; nucleus. The record is from RefSeq and is a predicted model, not a curated record. Gene Ontology annotation, molecular function: DNA binding. Gene Ontology annotation, biological process: chromosome organization; mitochondrial respiratory chain complex I assembly; biosynthetic process. Lineage: Eukaryota; Metazoa; Arthropoda; Insecta; Hymenoptera; Formicidae.
AGCUGAUAUUUUUAAUUUAGUAGACAUUUAGGUUAUUUCUAAUUCUAUAUAAUAAAGUUUUCUUAUUCCAGUUUUUAAUUUUGUCUCACGAUAAUUAAGUAUUCUACUUAAAUUAAAUUAGGUUUAAUAAAAAUAUUUAAUUAUGAAUAAAUUAUCAUCAAUCAUUGAGCAAAGUGUGCGACUCCAGUUACGGCACAUGAAUACAAUUGCAAAACCGAUACAAACGCCGUCAGAGUACUGUUUGCAGCUAGUUAGGUAUUUGUCUCUGCUACACGAAGACUGCAGAAUUGUGAAUAAUGAUUAUGAGAAUUUUCUCUGUACGCUGUUACUCCCAGGCAUGAUUAAAUCGGCGGCACUUGCUAUACGUGCGUUUAAUGUCGAAGUAGCUCAAGUGGAGGAUCAGGUGAGGGACAGACAGAUAGGAGCCGUGAGAUUACAGUUCUGGAUGGAGACUCUGAACAAUAUUUACAGCGAUCAUCCACCAAGGACUCCCAUAGCAUUGGAGUUACAUAGGAUACUCAAGCGGCAUAAGCUCUCCAAGCAUUACUUCAAACGGUUGAUCGACGCCCGCUUAAGUAAACUGAACAAUUCAGUGUUCAUAGACUUGGAAUCGCUCGAGAAAUAUAGCGAUUACACCACAUCAUCAAUCUACUACCUGCUGCUAGAGGCACAAGGUAUCGCUGACGUCAAGGCUGAUCAUGCCGUUAGCCACUUGGGCAAGGCACAUGGUCUGGUCACCUUGAUCCGUUCCGUACCAUAUAACGCACGAAAACGAGUCAUGAUCCUGCCGCAGGAUGUUCUGCUGAAGAACGGCGUCUCCUCUGAAUCCAUCUUUCGAGCGCAGCCGAGCGCUGGAUUGAGAGAUGCGAUAUUCGACGUCGCCUCUUGCGCCAAGCAACAUCUGGAAAUGGCAACAUCACUGAAAAAAACAGCGUCGAAAAAUCUCAGCGUGACAUUUCUACCGACAGUUUGCGUGGAGAAUUACCUAGAGGAUUUGAGGAAAGCAGAUUUUGACGUUUUCCACCCGACAUUACAGAAAAGAAAAGGCACCCUUCCGUUACAGUUACUCUGGAGGAAGAUGUGGUCUUAGUGAUAAAAAUUCUCAAAAUCACAAUGUCUACUACAUCACAGAAGCAUAGAAACUUUGUGGCAGAGCCGAUGGGAGAGAAACCUGUGACCGAGCUUGCUGGCGUCGGGGAGGUAUUAGGAA